AUGGACGAUGUAGAACAGUACUCUAGAAGAGAGACUAUUGAAAUCUACGGUGUGCCUGUCCAGCCUGGAGAGCAAGUUCUGGAAGUAGUGAAAUCUGUUGGGAGGGCUUUGGACAUAACCAUUGAGGACUCAAUGGUCAGUGCCUGUCAGAGGCUGCGUGUGAAGGAGGAGUCUGGAAGACCACCCGGCAUCAUAGUGAAGAUGACAUCUCGCAUGGACUCUGAAGCUGUGUUGCAGAGACGACUGGUGAAACGGAACUUCUCGACCCACCACAUUGGCCUGACUUCAACACCUGCCUCGCCCAUCUACAUCAAUGAAAGUUUGAGCCCUGGAAGACGUCGACUUCUGAACGCCGCCCGUGAAAAGAAAAAAGAAAAACUCUACACCUACCUCUGGAUAAAAGGUGGGAAGAUCCUGAUGAGAAAAGCGGACGGAGAAAAAGUGAAAGUUAUCACCAGCUUAGACGACUUAGCCAAAUUUGUGACAGAGAGAGAAGAUAUCAAAUCAGCUGAUGUAUUGAUUUUCAAUGUCAAGGUCAACGGCCUAGAGAACUUUACCGUGAUAGCCGUGUAUCGUCUGCACACUAGUAGGCGAGCGGAUUUCACGCAACAGCUGAGUGUUUUGUUUGGAUGA
This is a messenger RNA of Homalodisca vitripennis (glassy-winged sharpshooter), 633 nucleotides long. RefSeq lists its product as uncharacterized. Lineage: Eukaryota; Metazoa; Arthropoda; Insecta; Hemiptera; Cicadellidae. Bases 1 to 633 code for a protein of 210 amino acids. The record is from RefSeq and is a predicted model, not a curated record. The transcript is spliced from 2 exons.